UUUCCAAACGCCCGCCCCGUCAAUGGAAGAGUUUCUUUUUUAGUUGUUCCACUUCUUGCUUAAAACGAGGAUUUAACUCGCAGAAAACUUUUUUUCUUCUUUUUUCUUAAAGCACCUGUGAGGUUUUUGAUUGAUGUUGAACACGCGAUGAGGUGCAGUUUGACGUCGGGGAAGAAUGAUAACGAGACACUCGCCUCCUCCUGUUCACGUCCACGUCCCUGAGACAAGUCCGGUCCAUGUCCACGUGAGGAGGAGUCCGUCCAGGACCCCUCAGGACAGGACAAGAGAUGCUCAGGUGAAAGGCGAGCGCGGAAGGUCAAGAGGUCGCGCUCCUUGGAUCCCUCCUGGAAUAUCGUCAUGGCGACCAGACCAGAGGAGCAGCCGAGGGACGUCUGACGGCGUCCGCCAUGGCGGCGAGCAUCAGGAGGAGCGGACCGACGCUGUCAACCUCAGCGACCUUCUCAAGGAGCAGGAAGGUCAGCGUUUCACAAGAGGGGACACGGCGGGUCAUUCCACGGACGUCCUGCUGAGGGCGCUGGUGGAGGCGGAGGUGGACGGCGUGGCGGUGGCCAACCAGCUGCGCACCCUGCAGGAGACGCUGGAGCGCCUGGGUCAGGACAAGCGUCCGUCCAGACUGCAGAUGACCUCGCUGGGACGCCAGCGUCGCCUCCUGCUGGAGAAGAUGGAGAUCUUCGACAACACCAACCACAGCCUGAGAGAACUGAUACGGGAUUGGACAGAAACUGAGCAGCGACAAUCGACGAGACUUUUCGAGGAGAACCGCGCCUUGAAGACGAGACUCGCCGACUGCGAGGCCGACAACAUGAGACUGGUGUCCAAGAUGGCCAGCAGAGACCAAGAAGCCUCGCAGCUGGCCGACUCGCUGGCCUUCGAGAAGGAGCACGCCAGGACCUCGGAGGAGCUGGCCAGGAUCCUGGGCUCCACUCGGGACCACUUGGAGUCACAGCUGAGUCGCAGUGAGGCGGACAAAGCUCACCUGGCCGCUCAGCUUCAGCGCAUGCAGCAGAACUUCCAGCAGCUGCGGGGAAACGAGGAGCAGGCGGCGCUAACUCUGCUGACUCAGAGGGCCGAGCGGGCCGAGGACGCGUCCCGGCAGCUUAGUGACAGACUGCAGGACAAGGAAUCCCAGCUGGCUCAGGCUCUGUCCACGUGCAGCGAGCUGCGUUUGCGAAACGCCAAGGAGGCGUCGGCGAGGAGCCAACUCGAUGACGAGGUCGCCGCCUUAAAGACCCAGGUGAGUGAGUGUCGCAGUCAGCUGCACGUCGCUGACCAGAGAAGUCGAGCAGAGAGGGAGGAGCUACUGGAUCAACUUCAUGCUCUGAGCGCCGAGAAGACGUCCAUCCUGCUGGACAAGCAGACUCUGCAGGCUGAGAUUAUUUCUUGUGAGGAAAAAGUCAAAAAGUUUCAAGAUGAAAACUUUCAAGUGAAGACGUUGCUACGGAAACAAGAAGCCAUGUUGGACAAAUACAAGAAGAAGGCGCAGCAUGCAGAGAGAGAGAGAGAGGAGAUGUGUGUGAAGGUACAUGAGGUGCAGCAGGAGGUGUGUGAGAACAUCAAGUGUCAUGAAGAGGACAAGCAGCAGAUGAUGCUUCGUCUCAGAGAACUGGAGAAGUUUCCAGAAAGGUUGAAGAGGAGCGAGCAGCAGCUGAGAGAAGCUCGGGAGGAGGCCGACGCCCACCAGAGGAGGAGCCAGGAGCAUAACUCCGCCCUUGCUGAAGUGCGAAGCAAGGUGGAACAUCAAGGAUGUCAGCUGGAGAACUUCCAGCGUAGGAACCUUCUUCUGCAGCAGGACAACAACCUUCUCAACGACAAGAUACACACCUUGGACAGGAAGCUGGAGGAGGUGCAGCAGGAGAGCCAGCAGGUGCGUCAGGCCCUCAGCCUGAAGGAGGCCAGCCUGCUGGGCGUGGAGCAGCAGCUGGAGGUCAAGGUGCGCGAGUGCGGCAUCCUGAGCCGGCAGCUCCAGCAGGCCCUGGACGACGCCCGGCAGCAGGCGGACGACAGCGUGCACAGAGUCCUAGUCAAGGAGAGGCUGUCCCAGUCCAAGGCUCUGGACCUGCAGGGCCAGCUGGGCCGAGCCGAGGCGGAGCUGAGUCAGCUUCAUCGCAGCAAGGAGGAGAUGGAACGACGCUUCCAGAACCAGCUGAAGAACCUGAAGGAGCGCCUGGAACAGUCCGACUCCACCAACCGCAGUCUGCAGAACUACGUGCACUUCCUGAAGACCUCCUACGGGAACGUCUUUGGAGAGUCCUUGCUGUCGUCCAGCUGACAGGCACCCUCCUUCAAAGUAAAACACACAUAUAUUUGUCAUGAUCAUGGAUCUCAUCAAGGUGUUCAAAGUCACUAAAACUAUUUCAACCUGA
Molecule: messenger RNA, 2384 nt
Organism: Nerophis lumbriciformis (worm pipefish)
Lineage: Eukaryota; Metazoa; Chordata; Actinopteri; Syngnathiformes; Syngnathidae
Product: outer dense fiber protein 2-like
Biological process (GO): negative regulation of cilium assembly
Cellular component (GO): centrosome; ciliary basal body
Source: RefSeq, a predicted model, not a curated record